Molecule: messenger RNA, 1284 nt
Organism: Scatophagus argus
Lineage: Eukaryota; Metazoa; Chordata; Actinopteri; Scatophagidae
Product: organic solute transporter subunit alpha-like
Exons: 8
Coding region: 130-1116 (328 amino acids)
Biological process (GO): transport
Molecular function (GO): transporter activity
Source: RefSeq, a predicted model, not a curated record
UUACAUUUGCAACCUAAUGAUCAAGUACUUAACUGAAGUCAUUUCUACCAGGACGGGCAGGUGAGAUCACUUGUCUAGACCAGUUUUGAAGUCCAUUAGUGAACUUUUCAGGAGGAAUAUCUGCACACCAUGGAGGAAGCCCUCAACAUGACUAUUGAUCCAGCUUGUUUACAAGAACCCCCGCUGGCUAUCGAUGUGAUCAAGCAGCUAGAUGUGUUUGAAAUGUGCCUGUACUCCAUGCUCACCUUCAUGUCCUGCAUCUCCCUGCUGCUGUACCUGGAUCUGUGCAUCUAUAUUUAUAAAAAACUGCCCUACCCCAAGAGGACAACCACGAUUUGGAUAACUGGUGCAGCACCAGUCAUUGCCACCAUGUCUUGUUUGGGGAUGUGGAUCCCGAGGGCUGUCAUGAUCACAGACAUGACAUCUAACUGUUAUUUUGCAGUCGUGGUGUAUAAAGUUUUAGUUCUGUUAAUCGAGGAGUUUGGGGGAAGCAAAGUUUUUCUGACACGGUUUACUGGUAAACCCUUUCGAAUCAGCACGGGACCCUGCUGUUGCUGCUGCCUCUGUUUACCCCGUGUGCUCAUGUCAAGGUCUUUGCUAUUCUGGCUGAAGGUGGGUGCUCUUCAGUAUGCAAUCCUGAAGACAGUGCUGUCUGUCCUCGCUGUAGUGUUGUGGACAAACGGCAACUUUGAUCUCUCAGACCUAGAGAUCACUGGUGCCGCCAUUUGGAUGAACCCAUUCAUUGGCGUCCUCACUAUCACUUCCCUUUGGCCUGUUGCCAUCAUAUUCAUGAACACUAACAGCUUCCUUCGCAGCCUCAGUAUUAUCCCCAAGUAUGCCAUGUACCAACUAAUACUUGUAUUAAGUCAGCUGCAGACAUCAAUCAUUAACAUCUUGGCCUUGAAUGGAACCAUUGCCUGUGCCCCUCCCUUCUCUUCUCAAGCUCGUGGCUCCAUGCUAAGUCAGCAGAUGAUGAUCAUGGAGAUGUUCAUCAUCAGCCUGGUCAAUAGGUUUUUGUACCAUCGUACAUACGACACACUUCCCUCUGAGGCAGAUGACAACAACCAGAAUCUCAUAGUUGAUCUGCCGACUACCCUCGUGGAGCAAGAUGUCUAAAAAAUAGGAGACAACAACAGAACAGAAGUCAACACUGCUCACUGAUGAUGUGUCAGAUCCUCAGCUAAGACAUCAUCAAAUAGUCAGACUUGAGUCAGUCAUAUCUGUACCCUACAGACAGUAAAACUUAAAGAACUGGCCAAGAAAUAUAGUCCCUCUGAAGAUUGU